This is a messenger RNA of Solanum tuberosum (potato), 853 nucleotides long. Its product is annotated as cytochrome P450 750A1-like. NCBI's taxonomy places the organism in Eukaryota, Viridiplantae, Streptophyta, Magnoliopsida, Solanales, Solanaceae. Gene Ontology annotation, molecular function: iron ion binding; oxidoreductase activity, acting on paired donors, with incorporation or reduction of molecular oxygen; heme binding. The record is from RefSeq and is a predicted model, not a curated record. Bases 364 to 762 code for a protein of 132 amino acids. The transcript has 2 exons.
GUCCUAUUAUGUAUGUGCAACUGGGGCUAGUACCUACAAUCGUUGCCUCGUCCGUUGAUGCAGCCGAGAAGGUCCUCAAGACAUAUGAUCACAUUUUUGCUAAUAGGCCUCAUCAUGAGGCAUCUCAACAUUUGGCUUAUGGCCAAAAAAAUUUGGUAUUUGCAAAGUAUGGUGACAAUUGGCGCAACAUACGAAAAUUGUGCACAGUGCACCUUUUGAGCAAUCAAAAGAUCCAUUCAUUUCAAUCCAUGAGAAAACAACAAGUUGAACUUCUUAUUCAGUCGCUUAAAAAGGAAGCUCGUGAUCGUGUAGUUGUUGAUCUUAGUGCAAAUUACGUCCUUGAAUGCUAACUUGACUUGCUUAAUGGUGUUUGGAAAGAAGUACAUGGAUGAGGACUUGGACAAAAGGGGAUUCAAAGCUAUUGUUCAAGAUGUUGUGCAUUUAUCAGCAACACCAAAUCUUGGUGAUUUUUUCCCCUUCCUUGGUGCUAUUGAUCUCCAAGGUAUCACUCGCAAGCUCAAGGAUCUUUCAAAGGUGUUUGAUGAGUUCCUUGAGAAGAUUAUUGAUGAACACGUUAACCCUCAUGAACAUAAGCAAAACAAGGACUUUGUGGACACCAUGAUGGACAUAAUGCAAUCUGGAGAAGCAAAAUUUCAGUUUGAUCGUCGUCACAUAAAAGCUAUCCUCUUUGACAUGCUUAUAGCUGCAAUGGACACUACAGCAUCAUCAACGGAAUGGAACGGAAUGGUUUAUAUAAAUUGAAAGUUUCUAGUAUAUGAUUUUGUAAUUGUUGUGUGCUUCCCCUGCUAAUCUACAAUAUACCUAAUUGAAUAUGUAUAUUCCAAAUGUCAUU